Messenger RNA from Nothobranchius furzeri (turquoise killifish), 991 nucleotides. It is a transcript of the gene alkbh7, whose product is annotated as alkB homolog 7. Gene Ontology annotation, cellular component: mitochondrial matrix. Gene Ontology annotation, biological process: DNA damage response; fatty acid metabolic process. The record is from RefSeq and is a predicted model, not a curated record. NCBI's taxonomy places the organism in Eukaryota, Metazoa, Chordata, Actinopteri, Cyprinodontiformes, Nothobranchiidae.
CCACAAUGCAUUUUAUUUCCAACAUGGCGUCGUAAACAACAAAGCUAAGCUUUGCUAGCUAAACCAAAACACGGCUGAAUAUAAAACGGGAUUGUACGACGUUUAACGUUUAUUUUGAAGGGUGCAGGAAGAUGAAAGGGUUGCUAGCAGCAUUAAAAAGAGCCCACAGCCCAGCUGUUUACAUCUGUCGGAGCUGUCACGCCCAAAGCAUCGAGUUAUCUCUGAAAAAUCAUCCUGAGCUCAUGGUGGGGUCAAGCCGGGAACUGCUGCAGAAACUCGGCUCUCAGGUGGAGGUGAGGACGGGCUUCAUCACGGAGGAGGAGGAGGCUGCUCUGGUGCAGGAGCUGGAACCAGGACUGAAGAAGAAACGCUACGAAUUCGACCACUGGGACGAUGCAAUUCACGGUUACAGAGAGACGGAGCGUCUGAGUUGGGGGCCAGCCUGUGAGCAGAUCCUGAACCGUGUUCGAUCGGUGGCCUUUCCUGAGGGUAGUCCUCUUCUCGGCCCUGUUCACAUUCUGGAUUUGGACAAAAAUGGCUACAUCAAGCCACAUGUUGACAGUGUGAAGUUUUGUGGGAGCACCAUUGCUGGCUUGAGCCUUUUGUCAGACAGCAUCAUGCGUUUAGUGAAGGAGGAUCACUCUCAGGAAUGGCUGGACCUGUUGCUGUCUCGACGCUCCCUCUACAUAAUUAGGGACCAGGCCCGGUACAACUACACUCACGAGAUUCUCAAAGAUGAAGAUUCCUUCUUCAAUGGGAGAAGAGUUCCUCGUCAGCGGCGGAUCUCUGUCAUCUGUCGAAACCUUCCAGUGUAACGCCCACUCCGCCUCAGUUUGGCUGAGAACAGGUUACUAACUCAACUGAGGACUGUUUUGAUGAUCUGCUUUGACUUCUCAACGCUGCAGGGACACACGAUCAUAUAGCAUGAGCUGCUGAUGAAGUUUUAAGUGCUAGAAUUUGCACGUCAAUUAUAAUAAAAAUUAAAUUUUCA